AUGGGGGCUGCUGAGGGCAGGAGUGGAGAUGAGAAGCCAACUCAUUCACAAGGGGUCUGCAUCUGCAUGGUAUGGGAGGGGGACGAAGAUGUGUAUGUAUUACCACUCAACGUGGCAAAUGAGGCCAGUAUAAUGUAUAAUGGCAGCGAGAUGGUGACGAGUAAGAAAGCUAACACGGAGAUAGUAGCGAGGGCUAUCUGUGUGGGCUUGGGUAUGUGGAUGUGGAUGGGCAUGGGCAUGGGUGAUAUGGUAGGGACACCAUCAGCGUUUAACCACAAAAACCACUGUGAACCUGAACAGGGAGACAAGACUCUUCGUCAGAACAAGAACAAGAAGGGGGCAAUAACAUGA
Molecule: messenger RNA, 351 nt
Organism: Nannizzia gypsea CBS 118893
Lineage: Eukaryota; Fungi; Ascomycota; Eurotiomycetes; Onygenales; Arthrodermataceae
Exons: 2
Coding region: 1-351 (116 amino acids)
Source: RefSeq, a predicted model, not a curated record